Molecule: messenger RNA, 1500 nt
Organism: Nicotiana tabacum (common tobacco)
Lineage: Eukaryota; Viridiplantae; Streptophyta; Magnoliopsida; Solanales; Solanaceae
Source: RefSeq, a predicted model, not a curated record
AUGGCGGCACUGAUGAUAACUAGAUUUGGGAAUCAGCAGAGGCCAAAGAAAAAUUACAAUCUUCAGUGUGAUGUCUGCCACAUGAAAGGCCACACUAAAGAAACUUGCUACAGGGUAGUAGGAUAUAAAAAAGAUAAAAAAUUUAGGAAGAAGUACAACUCACAGGCAACAGUUAACUUUGAGGCUGAAGAUGUUCCAACAACCACAAUUGGUUCCACUCUUAUGGCUCGCACAUUUACUCAAGAACAAUAUCAACAAAUUUUACAACUGCUUAAAGGCAAGAAAACUGAAAUAGCAGCUAAUGCAACAGGAAUGGAUUCAAGUAUUAUAAUGUCCCUAAUGUCUAACUUGGAUCAAGAUGUUUGGAUUGUAGAUAGUGGUGCCUCUAAUAAUAUGGAUCUCUAUACUGGGAAGGCGUUGGGGAUUGGUAGUGAAACAAAUGGAUUGUGCAUACUCAAAUAUUGCAUACGCAGGAGGAAGCUUUCUACACCAACUGUACAUACCACAAUCAUGCCUACUUCUAUGUCAGUUAGUCGAGAUUCAACAAAGCUGGGGACAUGGCACCAGAGACUUGGCCACCUACCUAUGGAGGCACUUAAGAGGAUUGAUAAAUUCAAGAAUCUCCACAUUAGUAACAGAAACAGUGAUUGUGUAAUGUGUCAUGUUUGUCCAUUAGCUAGGCAGACUCGGUUGCCAUUUCCAGUUAGUACUAGUAGAGCAAAGGCUCCAUUAGAUCUUUUGCAUGCUAAUGUAUGGGGACCAUUCAGAGUACCCACUUAUGAUAGCAAAAGGUUUUUUCUUAUAGUUGUGAAUGAUUUCUCUAGAAUCACUUGGCUCUUCUUGAUGAAUGCUAAAGAUGAGACUUGUUGGUUAAUGAAAAGAUUGUUCUCUAUGAUCAGUACUCAGUUUGAUUGUUCUGUUAAGAUCUUGAGAACAUAUAAUGGCUCUGAAUUUGUUAAUUUAAAUAUGAAGCAGUUAGUUGAGACAUUAGAAAUUAUACGUCAAACCACAUGUGUUUAUACUCCGCAGCAGAAUGGCAUAGUGGAAAGAAGAUAUAGAUACAUCCUUGAAACAACUAGGGCUUUGAGAUUUCAAGCUGCAGCACGCCUAAACUUCUGGGAUCACCUUAGGGUCUUUGGGUAUUUAUGUUAUGCUGUAAAUGUAAGGAAACAAGACAAGUUCUCUGCUAGAGAUGUGGUGUUUAAGGAGCAUGUAUUUCCUUUGAAACAAAUGAAGAUGCUACCUAAUCCCUUACUCCCAGUUCUUGAGUUAACAAGUGAGCAUUUACCCUCACAUGUUCUUGAUGUUGUUCAGGAGGGUCCACCUACAUCUACCAAUAACUUUGCAUUUAGUGAUGUUGAUUCACCAAUGAGUCCUGAGGCACAAUUUGAUAUUCCUGCAUCAUACAAUGUUGACACUCCUCAAUCUUCCUCACAUGUAGAGGAUGCUCAACCCAUUGCAGUCAGAAAGUCCCAAAGUACAACUGGUCCUCCCAGAUGA